Messenger RNA from Uranotaenia lowii, 3909 nucleotides. RefSeq lists its product as uncharacterized. Bases 243 to 3461 code for a protein of 1072 amino acids. NCBI's taxonomy places the organism in Eukaryota, Metazoa, Arthropoda, Insecta, Diptera, Culicidae. The transcript has 5 exons. The record is from RefSeq and is a predicted model, not a curated record. Gene Ontology annotation, molecular function: ubiquitin binding.
GCGCCUUUCUAUUUCCAAACAUGAUUUCGUGCAAUCAGCAGUGAUGUGUUUAUUAUUAUUUUGCAACGUGAAUUUGGUACAAAAAUUAUUUCCAAAAUUUACCACCGAUAUCGAUAAAUAUUGUUUAUAAAUAUAUACCCUAAAACGUCAAAUUAAUAUUUGACCUUCGGAUCGUCCACAUCAUUCGCUUUCGAAGUUCAUUGUGUUUGUUGCGCUUGUUGCAUUGAUAAAGAACCAAAAACAUGCAUGAAGAAACAUUUGCCCAGCUGAUGGAGAUGUUCGGGGACUACAUUGACCACCAACGCAUUCAAAAAAUAUCAUCUGCACAUGGACAUGACUUGGAACUUUGUAUUGAAAAGUUGCUCAAACAUGAUGACGAACCAUCUCCUUUAGUCGGGGAUAAACAACAACAAGUUACUGCCGAGCAGCAAUGGCCUGUAUUACCCACUCGCGAAGAGCCGAAAAAUUCGACAGGUGCGAUCAAAAAGACAAUGUCUCAGGCAAAAGAUUCCGCCAUGAGCCCCGUUUCAUUUGCAUCCUUCCUUCAAAACAAAGAAAAUCAAGGUUUUGUUAACAAGUUACAGACGCCUACAAAAAUGGGUCCAAAACGCUCAGCAAAUGCACAAGAAUGGCCGUCUAAUUUUGAAACCAUAGUUGAUUUUAUCAACAGAGGUUUUAGAGUAAUGGUACUUAUGCGUGGGGCUCCUGGAUCCGGAAAGUCUUUUCUAGCUCGGGCAGUCAUCGACAAAACCUUAGCUAAUGGGGAUUAUCGGAACCAUGUGUUCAGUGCGGAUGACUAUUUCAUGGUGAAUGGCGUUUACAAGUAUCAAGCGGAUCGAAUUGAUGAAGCGCAUCGCUUCAACCAAAAUAAUGUUCGAGCUAAGGCAAAGGAUGGAUGGAGUCCACUAGUGGUGGACAACACCCACAUGAGACAUUGGGAAAUGCACGCAUAUGUACAAAUUGCAGCAGAAAACGGGUACUAUCUGGAUGUGCUAGAACCGGUGACUUAUUGGAGAAAUAAUGCAAGAUCAUUGGGCGCCAGGAAUGUACAUGGUGUGCCAGAACAUAAAAUAAAAGCCAUGCUGGGUAAUUACGAAAGACUCAGAGACAUUAACGAUUUGUAUCGCCAAUGUAAAUUAGAACAUGCCUCGAAGGAGUUGCCCAGGAUGAGACACUUUCCUAUUAUACGACAGGAUUUAAUCGACCUAGGCAGCUUGCAGAAUUCAAUCAAUGAGAUUCCCGAAAAAGAAGAGCCAACAUUACCGGAAUGGUCAACAGCCGAUUGGGAUACUGCGAACGAAAAUUCCGUUGAAAGCAAGGAAAAUCUCGAAAUCAAUAAUCCGGGACAGCUUGUUUCAAAGCCAGCUCGAGGAAAACCAAAACAUAUGAUCGCUUCUUCAAGACAUUUGUUGCCAGCUGCUGAGGAAGACCUGCUGGAUGUGGACAAUUUACAAGAAAACUGGAACUGGCCGGUCAUCACCGAUGAUAAAUGGAAACCCUACGACGAAGAAUGUUUGAAUUUUUGGGCGCAAUCCGACGCAGUUACUAACCAGCAGCUGGAAAAGUCUAAAAUAGAACUAAACCAAUCGCAACCAAAACGAUUCACAGUUCCAAAGAUAGAUACGUCGCUAGAAGAACAAUCACUGCCACAAAAUUUCGUUCCAAGUGAAGGGCUAACUCCAAUGGAAACAACUCCGAUAAAAAUGAUUGAAAAGAAAAGCGAUCGUACGCAAGCCAAUAAUAAGCGAAUAGCAUUAGUGAAACACAAAAGGGGCUGCAAGAAUGAAGAUUCAAGUUUUUCAGAAAUAUGCAAUUUGUAUCCGCAUAUUCCAGCUCAUUAUUUGUGGGAUUUAUUUGAAAAAUGUAAUGGUGAUGGCGAUUGGACAGCUAACUUGUUGCUGGAAGAGCAGAAGACUUACGAAUUCGAUGGCAUGACAAAUGGUUUUGAUGAGGCGAUUGGUGGUGGUCAGAUGGCGUUCGAAUGUGACUGUAGUGAACCAAUAGCAACACAAGUGCCUUUAAACAGUGAGCAAAGUAGCGAUACAGAUAGAUCGACGGUAAGUUCGGGUUCUCCUAGAAGUACGAUUAGAAAAAAAGAUAAAGCUCUUUCUGAAGACCUACAAAGGGCUAAAAAGCAAUUGGAAGCAAUGGUUGUUCUGGGGAAAAACAACUACUCGGAUCAUCUUCAGCAAAUUCGAGUGGCCGGAGGAAAAAUAACAAAAGAAUCUUUAAUGGAAUUUGAAGAGCCAGAGGAUACGGCUAAAGAUGAGCCUACCAAAUCGGAAAUAUUAGAGGUCAAUUUAGGACUAGAUCUAAUCAAACAACUCCAUGCCAUAUUCAAGGACAAACACAGCGCAAAACACUUGUCGAUAGAUGAUAUUACACCAGAACAAACCAAAGUCUACAUAAGUACAGAAAUAGCCGAACAGCUUUUUCUAUCAUUCAUGGACACUAUCUACAGUUACCGAGAAGAGGAAAAACAUUUCACAAUGAGAAGAGAUGCGCAGAUAGCUAAACAAAUGGAAAUCAAACAGAAGUAUCCAAUACUUUUUCGUGAUAUCAGGGCAGAUUCCGAUACACCAAAUCUAAAUGAUAUUAUCGAAAUGGAACGUGCGAUGUCGGCUUAUCGAAAUGAGCAAACCAAUGGCUGGGUAAAACAAGUUCCUCAAGAUUUAGCUACUCAGAUGACUCGACAGAAAUUGGUUCAAAUGUUUCCCAGCGUAGAAGAAAAAGUACUGACAGAAAUAUUGCAUGCCCACAACAACAAAUUCCACGAUACUGUAAAUGUUCUAAACAACUCCAUUCCGGAAGAAUUCCGUAACCAAAUAGCAAAGGAGCGAGAAGCUCUUCUUUUGCGGGCGGAAAAUGAGAAACAAAAAGCUCUUCCUACGCAAUCUACUGUAUUGCCUACUACUCCGCGCAUCAGCAAUGAAGAUGCUAUCAACUUGCACCUCAAAACGGCAGAAGAAUGUCGUAAUCUGUCACAGCAUCAUCAAGAUCUUAAAAAUGAAUGCCACGAAAAAGCACGAAACGCUAUUCAACGGGGCAUGGCUGGAGUUGCCGAUUACUACGCCCAAAUCGCACGACUUCACCGUACCAAGAUCGAUUGGUACAACAGCAAAGCCUCUAAUUCGAUCAUGGAAGUUCACAAAUUAACGCUAAACAAUUCCGACGUGCUCGAUUUGCACUACCUACAUUCGGAGGAAGCCCUAAGGUGUUUGGAAAUUUUCCUUGCUGAACAUGCUGGCAAGCUACGCACUCGCCAGCAACAGUACAAGGAAUUGUUCAUCAUUACCGGGCGAGGUUUGCACUCGGCUGACGGAAUACCAAUCAUUAAGCAUCGAGUCCAGGCAACGCUUAAAGAUCUUGGAUUGAGGUUCUCUGAGUUGAAUCCAGGAUUUUUGAAAAUCAAACUUUACAACAACCCCGACAUGCUGGAAAGGCUACUGACUCAAUGCUAAGGAUACCACCAAAAAGCUAGCUAAAGAUAACGCCUUAAAUUUUGAAUGUCGAAACGUAGAAUGCCGCCCUUUUUCCCACUACUCGUGCUUAAUUGUAAUAAGUUAAUAUUAUUUGAUCAUCCUUUUAAAAUCGUUUUAGCAUUCUCUGGUCAUUGCUCAACGGUAGAAAUUAUCUAUAAUUUGGUGCACAAAUCGAUGUGUCUAACGUAUAGUAUGUAUCCAUAUCGUGUACCUGAUUAUAGAUUAAAUCAGUUUUAUCGUAAGGAUUAACCUCGUCAUUCAACUAAGUCAGCGCUAAGCGUGGAAAACCGUAUUGAUUUUAGUUGUUGAUUCGUUAUUAAAUUUUCUAUUUGGGUUAUUUUACUACUAUACCAUGUAAAUUCUAAGAAACAAAACGAUUCACAGUUGUUAGACGCAAAAAAGAAUAAAUAUUUUUUUAGAUAUAAAA